GUGCUGAGAUUCCCCGCAGGCGGCCCUCCACAGGCCUCCCCUCUGGCCUUGAAGGCUCUGCUUGUCUUCUCAUCCCGGGAGGAGGGCAAGGCCAUGGGUCUGGCCCUGCUGCUGCCCCUGCUGCUGCCCCUGGCAUCUCUGCAGGCGGGUCACUGGGCAGAACCCAAUCCAAACACUGACUUUGGGAUGAACCAACCGAAGAAACUCUCAGCCCCCAAGGGUGGCUCCGUCCACAUCCCCUUCUCCUUCUAUUACUCCUGGGAAUCAGCCAAGGUUCCCAACGUGAGAAUAUCCUGGAGAUGGAAACACUUCCAUGGGGAGUACAUCUACAAGACGACCCCGCUGUUCAUCCAUAAGGAUUUCAAGGACCGGCUCCUCCUGAACUGGACAAAGGGCAGGGAGCACGGCUCCCUCCAGAUCUCGAAACUGCGGGAGGAGGAUGAGUCUACGUACUUCUGCCGGGUGGAGGUGGACACACAGAGAAUAGGCAAGCAGAUGUGGCAGUCCAUCGAGGGAACCACACUCACCGUCAUCCCCAGUGAGUCCAGCUUUGCUAAGCCAACCACCCUGGACCCCACUACACCUAGCAUCAGGGUCACAGAUGGCAAAAAGAGUUCAGAGUUGUGGUCCCUAAGUAUGGAAACUACAGUUGGGUUGUCAUUGGCCAGCGCUAUGCUCAAAAUCGCGAUUUUGGGAUUGAUCAUGUACCUCAGGUGGAAGAGAAGCAAAGGUAAGUGGUCUGGGACCUCCAACCUCUCCCCAGCAUUCCCAACUAGGUGUUUCUCAGAACCCUCCUGCAUCAGAAUGAUCCAGGUGCCCAUUAAAAAUGCAGAUCCCACAUGUCUGCAGACUAAAGCCAGAACCCCAGCCAGGGGAUCCUUCCAAAACCCGGAGGAGAAAUACGAGGACAUUGGGAAUAAAGGAUAACAUACAGGCCCCAAGCUGGACACCAAGGAUGACGGCAUCGUCUAUGCCUCCCUCGCCCUCUCCAGCUUGACCUCACCAGCAGCGCCUCCCCACCCGCCUCCCCAAGAGGGCCCCCAGGAAGAGACCCUAUACUCUGUCUUAAAGGCCUAAGGAGUGGGACUGAGUGAGGACCUGCUUAGAGUCAGCUGCACACAGGGAUCUCAGUUUCUCAUAAUCACCCUGGACAGACACAGACGACUCAGAAGCCAGCAGGUGUUGAAGGCCACCAAGGACUUGAGAGACACACAGCCACCUGCUCCAGUUCCCUCUUCAACUUCCUAGCCCUUGACCACAAAAAUAA
Physeter macrocephalus (sperm whale) is the source of this 1267-nucleotide messenger RNA. RefSeq names its product paired immunoglobulin-like type 2 receptor alpha. The transcript has 7 exons. Lineage: Eukaryota; Metazoa; Chordata; Mammalia; Artiodactyla; Physeteridae. The record is from RefSeq and is a predicted model, not a curated record. Gene Ontology annotation, molecular function: MHC class I protein binding.